AUGUUCAAGUCCAAGUUCCUGAGCUUCGUCUCCUUGACGCUCCUCCCUGCGGCUCUCGCCCAGUCCGAAUACACCAACCUCCCAGCCACAGCACCCGGCGUCUUCAACGCGACCGCACGCAUAGAAAUCAAGAGCACCGUCCCCGCCGCCUGGGACGUACUCACCGACUUCGCCAACUACGCAGCCUGGAACCCGUUUGGCAACAUCACACUGCCUGAGCAGCGACCGGUCGAGGGCAACUUCCUCUUCUUCCGAGUGCAGAUUCCUGCGCUUCCGCUGCCGGUGAACAAGGACACGCCCGACAAUCUCCUGAACACGCAGUUGUCCGCUGAGCGCAUAACUCAUGUGCAACCCGAGUUGGGAAGAUUGGCAUGGGAUUACUUGGGGGAACUCGCUAUUGCCUCGACGCGCUGGCAGGCGCUCAGCGACAUAGGCAAUGGCACAGUGUUGUAUGAGUCGAUAGAAGUGUUUCACGGGUUGUUUGCUGGAGUCUUGAAGGAUACGCUUGGAGAGAGUCUGCAGCAGUCUUUCGAGGCACAGGCAGAGGGACUAAAGUUAUACCUUGAGUGUUGA
This is a messenger RNA of Alternaria conjuncta, 573 nucleotides long. RefSeq lists its product as uncharacterized. NCBI's taxonomy places the organism in Eukaryota, Fungi, Ascomycota, Dothideomycetes, Pleosporales, Pleosporaceae. The transcript is spliced from 2 exons. The record is from RefSeq and is a predicted model, not a curated record. Bases 1 to 573 code for a protein of 190 amino acids.